Molecule: messenger RNA, 1214 nt
Organism: Cylas formicarius (sweet potato weevil)
Lineage: Eukaryota; Metazoa; Arthropoda; Insecta; Coleoptera; Brentidae
Product: prostaglandin reductase 1-like
Exons: 6
Coding region: 131-1129 (332 amino acids)
Biological process (GO): prostaglandin metabolic process
Cellular component (GO): cytoplasm
Molecular function (GO): 15-oxoprostaglandin 13-reductase [NAD(P)+] activity; 2-alkenal reductase [NAD(P)H] activity
Source: RefSeq, a predicted model, not a curated record
CGCUCCUCGGCAUAAUUGUUUAAACCGCUGCGAUCGAGCACCAUAUAUCGCCCGCAGCUCCGCUCGUCAGUUUCGAAAUCUCUAAGCCGGAACCAUUAUUUCUUUUCAUUUUUUCUCAUAAUUUUCCGAAAUGGUCAAGUCAAAAGUGUUCAUUCUCCAAAAGCAAUUCGAGGGUCUACCCAAGCCCGGCGAUUUAAAAUUGGUCGAAGAAGAACUGCCGCCUUUGAAAGACGGAGAAUUUUUAGUCGAAGCCGUCUACCUAAGCGUUGACCCCUACAUGCGCGCCUAUGCCCCAAAUCUGCCCUUGGGAAUCCCGUUCAUCGGAUCUCAAGUUGGGAUAAUAAAGGAAAGCAAAAAUCCCAAGUUUCCGGUAGGCAAAUACGUAGUUGGUAUGUUUGGCUGGAGGAGUCACUCAGUGGCCAAUGGGGAAAGCAAUAACUGGGCGUCCCUGCCUACCUACAUCUUACCAGAUUUUGGAAAAUUGUCCACAUCGCUUGGUCUUGGCGUACUUGGAAUGCCCGGGAACACAGCUUACUUCGGCUUCCUGGAAAUUUGCAAACCGAAAGCCGGAGAGACUGUGGUCGUGUCGGGGGCAGCGGGCGCUGUGGGAAACCACGUCGGUCAAAUUGCCAAAAUAAAAGGAUGCAAGGUCAUCGGGAUCGCUGGGUCCGACGACAAGGGCAAGUGGCUCGUGGACGACCUAAAGUUCGACCACUUCAUCAAUUACAAGACGCAGGACGUGGACAAGGCGUUGAAAGAGCUCGCUCCCGAGGGAAUCGACUGUUAUUUCGACAACGUUGGUGGAGAGAUCAGUACAACCGUCAUGAACAACAUGAACACGUUCGGAAGGGUGUCCGUUUGCGGUUCCAUUUCCGGAUACAACGACAGAACCAGUAAAGCGAGCGUCGUCCAGUUUGCGAUAGUGAUGAAGCAGCUAAAGGUGGAGGGAUUCAUAGUGAGCCGAUGGAACGACAGAUGGUCUGAAGGAAUACAGCAAAAUUUGGCGUGGAUCAACGAGGGAAAGCUCAAGUACAAGGAGACCGUCACGGAAGGUUUCGAAAAUAUGUUCAACGCGUUCGUGGAAAUGCUGCAAGGCGCUAAUUUCGGAAAGGCCGUCGUUAAAGCUUAGCUGGACGGAUGGAAAUCAAACGCAACUGCAUUUACGAUAUAACGUUGUUUGUUUUCUACUUCAAUAAAUUUUUGUUUAUAAUCGA